UUCAAAAGCAAUAAAAGUCAUUAUGCUUGCACAAGAGGAGGCAAGACGGCUUGGCCAUAAUUUUGUUGGAACUGAGCAGAUCCUGCUGGGGCUUAUUGGCGAGGGCACUGGCAUUGCUGCUAAGGUCCUCAAGUCCAUGGGUAUAAAUCUCAAAGAUGCCCGAGUAGAGGUGGAGAAAAUAAUUGGACGUGGUAGUGGAUUUGUUGCCGUGGAGAUACCUUUUACUCCUCGUGCAAAACGUGUUUUAGAACUCUCACUAGAGGAAGCCCGUCAGCUUGGUCACAAUUACAUAGGUUCGGAGCACUUGCUGCUGGGAUUGCUGCGUGAGGGUGAAGGUGUGGCAGCACGUGUCCUUGAGAAUUUAGGUGCUGACCCCAGUAAUAUUCGAACUCAGGUUAUUAGAAUGGUGGGUGAGAGUGCAGAGGCUGUUGGUGCUGGUGUUGGAGGUGGAACCUCAGGUAACAAGAUGCCUACAUUAGAGGAGUAUGGUACCAAUUUGACCAAGCUAGCAGAGGAGGGUAAGCUAGACCCUGUUGUUGGGAGGCAGGACCAGAUUGAACGUGUCACUCAAAUUUUGGGACGACGCACUAAAAAUAAUCCUUGUCUGAUUGGAGAACCUGGUGUGGGGAAAACAGCCAUUGCAGAGGGUCUUGCUCAGAGAAUAGCCAAUGGGGAUGUUCCAGAGACGAUUGAGGGGAAAAAGGUUAUAACUUUGGAUAUGGGUCUUCUCGUUGCUGGAACAAAGUAUCGUGGUGAAUUUGAAGAAAGAUUGAAGAAGCUGAUGGAGGAAAUUAAGCAAAGUGAUGAAAUUAUACUCUUCAUUGAUGAGGUGCACACAUUGAUUGGAGCAGGAGCUGCAGAAGGGGCAAUUGACGCUGCAAACAUCUUGAAGCCUGCUUUAGCUCGGGGUGAACUACAGUGUAUUGGGGCAACCACACUGGAUGAGUACCGAAAGCACAUUGAGAAGGAUCCAGCACUGGAAAGAAGGUUUCAACCUGUUAAGGUCCCUGAACCCACUGUGGAUGAAACUAUUCAGAUUCUUAAAGGGCUUCGAGAACGAUAUGAGAUUCACCACAAGCUUCGUUACACUGAUGAAGCCCUAGUUGCCGCUGCACAGUUGUCCUAUCAGUACAUUAGUGAUCGUUUCUUGCCCGAUAAAGCAAUUGACUUGAUUGAUGAAGCUGGGUCCCGAGUUCGACUUCGUCAUGCACAGCUCCCUGAGGAAGCCAGAGAACUUGAGAAAGAGCUCAGGCAGAUAACAAAGGAGAAGAAUGAAGCCGUUCGAAGUCAAGACUUUGAGAAGGCUGGGGAACUACGUGAUAGAGAAAUGGAUCUUAAGGCACAGAUAUCUGCUCUUAUAGACAAAAACAAGGAGAUGACCAAGGCAGAAAGUGAAGCAGGGGAUGGAGGUCCCCUUGUCACAGAAGUCGACAUUCAGCAUAUCGUUUCUUCUUGGACGGGCAUUCCAGUGGAGAAGGUGUCGACUGAUGAAUCCGAUCGUCUCCUCAAGAUGGAGGAGACUCUUCACAGGAGGGUCAUUGGGCAGGAUGAAGCCGUCAAAGCCAUUAGUCGUGCUAUCCGACGUGCCCGUGUUGGGCUUAAGAAUCCCAACCGGCCUAUUGCUAGCUUCAUCUUUUCUGGUCCAACUGGUGUGGGGAAAUCAGAACUAGCAAAAGCACUGGCUGCAUACUACUUUGGAUCUGAAGAAGCCAUGAUCCGACUCGAUAUGAGUGAGUUCAUGGAGAGACACACUGUUUCGAAGCUAAUUGGAUCACCUCCAGGUUAUGUUGGUUAUACUGAAGGCGGACAGCUGACUGAGGCCGUCCGACGACGUCCUUAUACUGUUGUUCUUUUCGAUGAGAUUGAGAAGGCCCAUCCUGAUGUCUUCAACAUGAUGCUUCAAAUUCUGGAAGAUGGAAGGUUGACAGACAGCAAAGGUAGAACAGUGGACUUCAAGAACACACUUCUGAUCAUGACAUCAAAUGUCGGAAGUAGUGUGAUCGAGAAGGGAGGCCGUCGUAUAGGUUUUGACCUGGAUUAUGACGAGAAGGACAGCAGUUAUAACCGGAUCAAGAGCUUGGUGACGGAGGAGCUGAAACAGUAUUUCAGGCCCGAGUUCUUGAAUAGAUUGGACGAGAUGAUUGUAUUCCGGCAGCUCACCAAGCUGGAGGUGAAGGAGAUAGCAGACAUUAUGCUCAAAGAGGUCUUUGAGAGACUGAAAUCGAAGGAUAUUGAACUCCAGGUGACGGAAAGGUUCAGAGACAGAGUUGUUGAAGAAGGAUAUAAUCCGAGCUACGGAGCCAGACCACUCAGACGAGCUAUCAUGAGACUCUUGGAGGAUAGCAUGGCUGAGAAGAUGCUUGCCCGUGAAAUCAAGGAAGGCGAUUCAGUCAUUGUCGAUGUUGAUUCUGACGGCAACGUGAUAGUUCUGAAUGGCAGCAGCGGUGCUCCUCCAGAACCGUCCCCUGAACCAGUGGUGGUGUAGAUCUGUGUAGCCGUUUGUUUCAAAGUGACGGCAAUGUCGUUUGUGCGUUUGUGCCUUUUAACCCGGCUGCGAAAUCUCCCUCUCCAAACGCCCAGUCAAGAUUUACGGGUUCCGUCACGAACACAUUGCCACUGGAUUAUAUAAUCUACACUGGAAACUAUAUAUGCACAUUGUAGUCUGUUAUUAGGGAGGAAUUAUUACACUUGCAGAAACUUGUGUUAAUGUAAUGGUAAGUCGGUGGUGUUUUAUUCUUGUUUCAUUUAUUUGGUGGAGAUAAAAUGUUUUUCAGAAAUGGCUUAUAGUUUGUGUAUUUGGCGAUUAUGUCAGUAACCUGACAUUUACAACAGAAGGGUAAAACUAUAUGAACA
This is a messenger RNA of Sesamum indicum (sesame), 2853 nucleotides long. RefSeq names its product CLPC homolog 1 (gene CLPC1). Gene Ontology annotation, biological process: cellular response to heat. Lineage: Eukaryota; Viridiplantae; Streptophyta; Magnoliopsida; Lamiales; Pedaliaceae. Gene Ontology annotation, molecular function: protein binding; ATP hydrolysis activity; ATP binding. Gene Ontology annotation, cellular component: cytoplasm. The record is from RefSeq and is a predicted model, not a curated record.